Pyrenophora tritici-repentis Pt-1C-BFP is the source of this 1255-nucleotide messenger RNA. Its product is annotated as VRG4, Nucleotide-sugar transporter. Gene Ontology annotation, molecular function: antiporter activity; GDP-fucose transmembrane transporter activity. The record is from RefSeq and is a predicted model, not a curated record. Gene Ontology annotation, cellular component: Golgi apparatus. Lineage: Eukaryota; Fungi; Ascomycota; Dothideomycetes; Pleosporales; Pleosporaceae.
AAGUCACCCUUCCUUUGACGUCGUACGCCAGCAAUCGUCUACCUGUCCUUAUCACCGGACAUUUUCCGUCGCUGCCGCUUACUACGACUGCAAGUCCUCCUUUACCAUGGCCGACGACAAGAAGAGAGAUGAUUACAGAGUCGAUAUGCCUUCGGGCAAGGAGUUCAGCGCGCCGACACCUCUUCUGCGCGCAAGCAGUUCGCGCGUAGCCCCAUCAGUUACCGAGAACCCCGUUGCUGCAAUUCUGGCAUACUGUGGUUCGUCCAUCUUGAUGACGGUCACCAACAAAUACGUCCUCUCCGGUGUCGAUUUCAACCUUAACUUCUUUCUACUCUGCGUACAGUCUGUCGUCUGUGUUGCGGCAAUUUCGAUAUGCAAAGCCGCCGGUAUCAUUACAUACCGGGACUUUAACAGCGAUGAAGCAAAGAAGUGGUUCCCCAUCUCUCUUCUCCUCAUCGGCAUGAUCUACACGAGCACAUGGGCCCUCAAGUUUCUUUCGAUCCCCGUAUACACCAUCUUCAAGAACCUCACCAUUAUUCUGAUCGCAUACGGAGAGGUGCUUUGGUUUGGAGGCGCUGUGACGCCAAUGGCCCUUUUCUCCUUUGGGCUCAUGGUGCUGAGUUCGGUUAUUGCGGCCUGGGCAGAUAUUCAGCAUGCUUUGUCCAGCAUGAGCCAGGCUACUUCGGCUACAACCGACGCCAUGUCGACCUUGCACGCUGGCUAUCUCUGGAUGAUGUUCAACUGCUUGUGCACGGCCACUUACGUUUUGGGCAUGCGCAAGCGCAUCAAGCUUACCAACUUCAAGGACUUUGACACCAUGUACUACAACAACCUGCUCACCAUCCCGAUCCUGCUCAUCGCCUCAAUCCUCGUCGAAGACUGGUCGUCAGCCAAUAUCCAGAAGAACUUCCCAACUGAGCAGCGCAACACCGUUAUCGUUGUCAUGAUCGUCUCGGGUCUUUCGACUGUCUUCAUCUCCUACACCUCCGCCUGGGCCGUCCGAGUUACCUCCUCUACUACAUACUCCAUGGUCGGCGCUCUGAACAAGCUCCCCAUUGCGCUUAGCGGUCUCGUCUUCUUCGAUGCGCCCGUUACAUUCGGUAGUGUCUCUGCCAUUUUCGUUGGUUUCGUCAGUGGUCUCGUCUACGCUCUGGCCAAGGUCCGCCAGAACAGCAAGCCCAAGACUGUCCUCCCCACCACCAACAUCCCGCUCAGCGCCAGCAGCAGGAGCAUGCAGGACAGCCUGAAGUCAUAG